AGCCUCUAUUCUUACUCUGUGAUCGUCACUGCAAUUUUCAGGGUUUUGUGAAUCAGAAUUCGGACGGCCAUCGACUCAAUCAACCGAUAACAGUUCGUUACGUUUUUAACUUGCACGAAGCGAGAAGAAAAAUGAAUAGAGUACUAUGGUCGUCCGAAUUCUGAAUCAGAAAAUCUUGAAAAUUGCAGUACCGAUCACAGAGGAAGAAGGCUUCGACAACCACGCGGUAUCCGAGACUUGAGGCAUGAACUGCAAUGUUGGUCAGUGAUGACAGCUGCAGCAGUGGGUACAGUCGAAAACGUCGUUGUCACAAAGUGGGUGCAGCGACGGUAUUUAAAUUUAAAACGUGACCUGAAACCUGAACAAAAUCCGUGCACCCGCUGCACCACUAUCACCGGAAGUGUGACUGACUGCUAUCGCCCUUACCGCAGCAGCAGCACGUGAGAUAAGUCAUACAUUUUAUCGUCAGUGACAAUUAUUUCUCGCAUGCGCCUGAAUUCGAUAAAAAUUUUCCGGUGAUAAAGUUGUAAAAAACAUUAUUUAAAAAAUACUGAGAAGUGCAGUUGUAACUACCAUUACUAAAAUUCUUAAAAUUAUGAUAAUUUUUAAUUAUUAUACAUAAUGGCAAAAUCGAGGCUUACGAAACUUCAGAUGAAUACGCUGGUGGAAUUGAUGUCUAAUGACCCAAAACUGAGUGCUGGAAAAUUUUCAGAAAAUUUCACAAGAAAAAUCGCUAAGGCAAGAUGGGAGGAAAUUGCCAUUGAAUUAAAUUCUCUACCUGGUUGCGAAAAAUCAGGGGAUAAAUGGAAAAAGGUAUGGCAAGACACAAUUGCCAAAAAUAAGGCUGCAACGAUCAAAAAUCAUAUUAAUGGUACUGGAGGAGGACCUGCCACUAAUUUGGAAAUGUCAAAGGCUCAAAUGGAUAGCAUUCCAUUAAUGAGCCAAGUGGCUAUGAGUGGUCAUUUAAAUUCAUUGGAUACCUCUGUAACAUUUAACUGUGUAAAACCUGCAGAACAAACAGCUUCAUACAUCUAUAAUGGAAACGCAGAAACAACAGAAGAGGGCAUGAACUCUGAACAAUCUAUGAAAAAACAAUCUGCUUCUGAAAAAUUAUCAGACAGCAACAAAGCUGCAUGGAAUAUGGUUGACCUUGCAUCUAAGAAAUUAAAUAUUAAAUCCAAUUAUUAUGAUCAAAAGUUGAUUCUUUUACAACAAAAAAAUGAUAUCCACAAGAACAUCCAUACACUUUUGGAAACAUAUGUUCAAAAAAAAACGCGUUCACGCGAACGCAAGAUACGUCGUAGCAGAGACCGUGGUUCUAAGGAUGUAGAGAAUGAUGAAGUUGAAGAGGUUCCCGUUACCAAAUCUAGAGAUAAAGACCAUGAGAGCGAAAGAAAAAGAAAGCAGCGCAGUUGUUCUAGGGACCGCGAGAGUAAGAAGGAUCGCAAAGAAAGUGAUCAUCAUCGCCGAGACAAGAGUAAAGAUCGCCGCGAUGAACACUAUAGAGACAAUUCUGAACGUGAUGACAAAAUUCAUACUAAACAAGAACCUGUCGAUGAAUAUGACAAUAGUUAUGACAAUUAUUACAAUGACGAGUAUGAUAAUGAUUACAACAGUCCUCAUGAUGAUUAUGAUCCAUAUUUGGUUAAAAAUGAGGAACCCGAUGAAGAAAAUGCAUAUGGAAGCCGUUACAGUAAUAAUGCAAUAUGAUAUAAUAGACUGUCUUGUACUGUAGAUAUUGUCUAUUUUUAACACAAAUAAAAAUUUAAAACUUAAGAAAAAUGUAAUAAUUCUUGUUUAGUUCAAUGUUUCAAAACA
Molecule: messenger RNA, 1818 nt
Organism: Acyrthosiphon pisum (pea aphid)
Lineage: Eukaryota; Metazoa; Arthropoda; Insecta; Hemiptera; Aphididae
Exons: 8
Coding region: 622-1710 (362 amino acids)
Source: RefSeq, a predicted model, not a curated record